This is a messenger RNA of Geodia barretti, 678 nucleotides long. The record is from the annotation of a GenBank genome assembly. NCBI's taxonomy places the organism in Eukaryota, Metazoa, Porifera, Demospongiae, Tetractinellida, Geodiidae.
AUGAACUACGAAGCAAUUGAAUCGAAAUUCAUCGCGACGGCAGAAAAAGGCGAGGUCUCCUCAAUACUGAUACGUCCAGACGACGCGAAAUGGCUGUUGGUGCUCGGCCACGGCGCGAGUACGACUAUGAGACAUUCAACGCUCCAGACGAUCGCCGAACGGUUAGCAGAUAUAGGAAUCGCUACAUUCCGUUAUCAGUUUCCUUACAUGGAACGUGGCGGCGGGGGUAGGGAAUCACAGGCAGUGGCUCUGGCAACCGUGCGAUCUGCUGUUGCAGCUGCACACGCGGCUGCCGGUGAUUUAUCAAUUCUCGUUGGAGGGCACUCCUAUAGCGCACGUAUGUCUUCACUCACAGCAGCAGAAGCACCGAUCGAACACGUCCGAGGUCUCGUAUUCUUCGCGUUCCCGCUACACCCUUCUGGAAAAGAGGGAACAGAACGCGCCGAGCACCUCGAUGAUGUUACUGUGCCGAUGCUGUUCCUGUCCGGCACCCGCGACAAAUUGGCGGUCCUCGACCUGUUGGUUCCAGUCUGCGAAAACCUCGGCGACAAGGCGACCUUACAUCUGCUGGACACAGCCGACCACGGGUUCAAAGUGCUCAAACGCCGUAAAACGGAAGAAGAUGUUUUCGUAGAGAUGGCACGGGUGCUCAGUGAAUGGAUUGAAACACUGAAUUGA